AUGAUCAUUGAGGAGGUUGCUAGGAACUUGGACCAGGAAGCAGCUGGAGAGCUUGUAGCUGAGGAGGAGCAGCUUGAACCUGAGGAAGCUUUGGAGGCUUUGACUAUACCAACUGGUCCAGUUACUAGAUCACAAACUAAGUUGCUCAACCAAGACAUUGGAAGAGUACUUAGCCGUUUGAGUCGGCGAGUUCUUGAAGACAAGCAUUCCACCUUGGUACUAUGGCGGAUGGAAAGGAAGAUGAAGAAGAUUCGAACAAGAGUCUCAGUGAAUCCCUUCUGGAACAAUGAAGAAGCUCAUGAGGGAAGAGUUUGA
Molecule: messenger RNA, 315 nt
Organism: Microthlaspi erraticum
Lineage: Eukaryota; Viridiplantae; Streptophyta; Magnoliopsida; Brassicales; Brassicaceae
Source: the annotation of a GenBank genome assembly